AUGCCUAAACGAAAAAAAUCGUUUGCUGACCAACAUGAACUAUACGAAUCUAAUGAUUCUGAUGAUGAUUGUGCUGAACUCAUUGACCUUCCAAACCCAGACGAUUCCGGAGACUCAGAUGAGGAAUCUGAUAAUGAGGAUUUUCAUAGCAGCAAUCUUGAUGGAAAUAUUGAAGAUCUUCUUUCUCAAUACACAUAUAGAAAAAUUUCUAAAUGCUAUAGAGAUGAUCAAACAAAAUUGGAGAAUGAACACCCAACAGAUAAAAAUCCCAACGAUAAGGCAUGGAGAGUAAGAGUUUUGAUGAAUAAGUUUAGAAAAAAUAUUCAAAGAUUUGGGUAUUUUCAAACAGCCUUAUCCAUAGAUGAAAUGAUGGCUAAAUCAUACGCCAGAACAUCCUUGUUACAGUUCAUUCGAGGAAAACCUAUACGGCGUGGUUUGAAGUUUUGGGGAUGCUGCACAUCUGACGGAUUUUUAUUAGAUUUUGAUUUAUACUGCGGUAAAGAUACAAAUGCAAAUCUUCUGAAUAAAUGUUCUCUUGGUUCUCGAGUUGUGAUGAAUUUACUGGUACCAUUUUCCAAGAAAUUAUCUAGUACAGAAAUUCCUCGAUUCCAUCUUUAUUUUGACAAUUUUUUUACGAAUUUUGAUCUUAUUUUACAUUUGCAAAAGCUAGGACUAAGAUGCACGGGAACAAUAAGAGACAAUCGCGUACCCAAAGAAGCCAGAAAUGUGAUUGAUAAAAAAGCUUUAAGGGGUACAUGUAUUGCAAAACAUGAUCAGAACAGUGGAAUAAACUAUAUAAGUAUUAAGGACUCGAAACAAGUGUCAAUAGCAUCAUCGAUUGCAGGUGUUAGCCCAAAAUUACCAUCACAAAGAUAUAGCGCAGAGAAGAAAGCAAGAGUUGAUGUACAUUUUCUAUGUGCCUUUCAUACUCACAAUAAAUUUAUGGGUGGUGUUGAUUUACACGAUAAUCAUUGCAACAAUGUUCUACCAUGCAUACGUUCAAAAAAAUGGACAUGGGUAGUUUUGAUAAGGCUUAUUCAAUCUGCAAUAGUCAAUGCACUGGUGCUGUAUAACACUUGUAAAUCAGAAGAUAAAAAGGUAGGAUCUAAAGAUUUUACAAUGAGUGUUGCCAGACAAUAUCUUGAAAAUGGUAAGAAACAUAGAUCAAAGAAGCACGAAGUUUCGUACAAAGAACUAAAAAAAAACUGUUCCACUGCAAAAUGCCCGAUCAGAACCGCAAAAUUUUGCAACACAUGUUCUCUAUAUUUCUGUAAAACAUGCUUUGAUGAUAACCAUGAAAAAUAA
Messenger RNA from Phymastichus coffea, 1305 nucleotides. Its product is annotated as piggyBac transposable element-derived protein 3-like. The transcript is spliced from 2 exons. The coding region runs from base 1 to 1305 and encodes 434 amino acids. Lineage: Eukaryota; Metazoa; Arthropoda; Insecta; Hymenoptera; Eulophidae. The record is from RefSeq and is a predicted model, not a curated record.